This is a messenger RNA of Rhopilema esculentum, 1718 nucleotides long. NCBI's taxonomy places the organism in Eukaryota, Metazoa, Cnidaria, Scyphozoa, Rhizostomeae, Rhizostomatidae. The record is from RefSeq and is a predicted model, not a curated record.
UGUCUAAUCCUAGGAAAACAAUAUUAGACCAUCUGUACUGACAAUGAUAUUGUAUACAAAGAUCACAUUAUUUGAAUUUCAGGCACAGUGAAGAGUACUUAAAAAUAUCUGCAAAGUAUCUACGGUACCUAGAUGCAGACAGUUGCCUCUGAGCGAAGAUGAAGUUCUCAAAGCGUACAUCCAUCACCUUAAUAUUCCUGGGAGUCCUGCCGGUUAUUCUCCAAGCGUGUGUCAGCACAUUCUCACAAUUUAAAUCGAAAUUGUCUGCUGCAAAGUUUGGGGAAGUAAUCUGCAUCGCAAAUGGAGAGCACAACGAUUGGAUAAUGAUAGUAAAAAAGGAUGGAAUUACAAUCAUGGGUGAAGAAGGAGGGAAGGUAGUCAUGAAAGGGAGAUCACAAAUCAAAAUCUAUGGUUCUCAAGUUAAGGUUGCGAAUUUGACGUUUACAGCACCCUUAAAUGUGGAAGGCAACAGACGUGAUUUUCCACCACCAAUUGUAUUUGACAGACGCGCGAAAGAUUCCGAGGUUUUUGACUGCGUUGUACAGAACCACUGUGCAAACAGAUGGGCACGAGUAAGAGGGGAUCGGACACAAAUUCACCAUUGUCUGUUUAAAGACAAACCUGCACCUGUAAUAGGAAUCCCAUCAGAAAUCAUAUAUGUUGGGGACAAGGAAAUGCAUGGCAUUUCUAUUCACCAUAACAGAUUGGAGAAUUAUGACCCUGAUGCAAAAGUGAUGAAACAUAAACAUGACGGGGCUGAGGGGAUUUAUGUCAAGGUUUCAAGAAACCAAGGAAGAGAAACCAAAGACUUUGCAACAUCAGUUCAUCACAACUACUUUCACAAGAUCGAUGCUGAGCAAGAGACCAUAGGGAUAAAGUCUUCUGGAAAUGAGGUAUAUGAAAAUGCAAUAGAAGAAUGUUUUGGUGGGAUUUCACUCCGCCAUGGAAAAAGAAACAAUGUAACAAGAAACUACAUACAAAUGAGGCAAACUGGUGACCGUGACAACCAUGGCAUCACAGCACAUGACUCUGACCAUCAAAUUGUAAACAACUGGGUGAUGGAAGCUGGAAGAAAAGCUGGUAUACAAGUGACUGGUGGCAAUGGUCCUACAGAUUGCAAUGCAUGUCAUGUCCGAGCAAAAAAUAUUCAAAUCAAAUCAAAUGUGUUAGUGAAUUCUGCAUUAGUUAUUGGAAGAAAAUAUCCAGACAACCCAGAAAUAGCAGAUGACUAUUACAGGCCACCAGAAAACAUCAGAGUUGCAGAUCUAAAAUCAUCUUGUAGUUAUCCAUUUGCAAUGAUUGGUGGAACCGAAGUCUGCAAAAGCAAAUCAUUUCUUGGAAACCCAACAACAUUUACUGGUGUUAAUGAAUUCAAUGGACCUCAGCUGACCAACUGUGGUGACCUGACAAACAUGCAACAGCUUUUCAGCUCUAAGCGCAUCAUUUGGAAAAAUGGAGCCAAGGACCUCGGUGAUUAUGGAAAACAAAAGAUAAAGCAAAUCAAAUGUGGGGCAGGACCUUCUUGGUACAAGGGCUGCUAAGAUAUUUACCUUUUUAACAAGUUGAUCAAAUAGAGGAAAUCAACUUUCUAUAUACAUAUAAAUAUAUAUCUACAUAAUAAUAAUAAUAAUAAUAAUAGUAUAAUAAUAAAUAAUUCUGUAUCUAGGCUUAAAACCUUUAAACAAGUGAAAAAAGAAAGAAAAAAGAUAUCUCAUUUU